Messenger RNA from Spodoptera frugiperda (fall armyworm), 4011 nucleotides. RefSeq names its product protein artichoke (gene 2mit). The coding region runs from base 431 to 2947 and encodes 838 amino acids. The transcript is spliced from 2 exons. NCBI's taxonomy places the organism in Eukaryota, Metazoa, Arthropoda, Insecta, Lepidoptera, Noctuidae. The record is from RefSeq and is a predicted model, not a curated record. Gene Ontology annotation, molecular function: protein binding.
AAGCGGCGGUAGGGCGCCGGCGCCGCGGCUCUCGGCUCGCAUCGCACAGUUCGCAGACAGACGCGGUGGCGCCGGCAGUGUGCGCCCAGCCCGCCGCGACACCUCACGCGACUCGAGCGCGACACGAGCGCAACACAACCGACCGACGUCCGACGUACCAGUGUCACGUGGUGCUCAGUGAUCCUCUCGCCUCGCCACCAGUGCCCACCAGUGCCCAUCAACUAACACAAUGAGUGACACCAAUGUGACUGAAACAGCGCCUACUUGAGUUUAGUGCCUGUGAUAACUUACAAGAUGUUUGGUUCAUUACAAAUAAACUCUUUAAGUGAUUAUGUGAUUCAGAGAAAUAUGUGUCCCAAAUGUGAACUGCAAUACCAUCUAACUUUCAAUCCGGCUUAGAUUUAAAGAAGUUUAGACGAUAUUGUCAGAAAUGGCUGAAUUUUUUAAACGGUGUUUAUUUUUAACGGUUAUAUUUUGGUGGCAAGUAACUCAUUUGGCAUCAAUUUGUAUAGACAGUUGUGCUUGUAUAUCCAACACAACUUUGUGUCAACAAUGUUCGUACAACAUAACAUUGACGGAUCACUCAGACAUGCACCACCAGCUCACAGUGUGCUGUAACAAAGAGGUGGACCUGCCUCAGGAGUACACAAAUAAAACCGUAGCCCUUGUUACCGCCCAUUUCGGUACAACGUGUAAUGCGAGUAUUGUUUACAUCGACUUGCCGUCAUUAGACACGAACUCUCUACAAAUAAGAAAUAACAGUUUUAUUCAAAUAAGGAUCAACAUCAAAAGACAAAACUUGAGAGAAAUUGAUUUAUCUUCCAAUAACUUGCAGUACGUUACCAAGGGAGUCUUUAAUAACUUCCUGAAUCUCAGAAAACUUAUUUUAAGUAAGAAUAAGAUUAUUAAUAUAUUUGAGGAAAGUUUCUUUGGGUUGUCGAAAUUAGAGACUUUGGACUUGUCUGAAAACAAUUUGACUAUGUUAACGAAUGUGUUUACACCUUUGAAGAAUCUUCAGCAUCUGAACUUGAGCAGAAAUAAUCUCGAGUUUAUCCAUGAAAAUUAUUUCAACAACUGGUUGCUACAACACCUAGACGUGUCACACAAUAACCUGAGGAAGCUAGCGCCGGGUGCCCUGCAGUUAUUACCGAAUCUAGCGCGGUUGUUACUCACUGAUAAUCCACAUCUGGGCAUCACACAAUUGGAUACGCAAUUAUUGGUCGGCACUGGCCGGAGGCUGCAACAGAUAGAUGCGUCUCGGACGGGAUUACACCAAGUACCCGAAGCAUUCACACAUUCUGUGCGCUUCCUAUCGUUAGUAGGAAAUAGAAUUUCUGCCGUUAGGUGUGGGGACUUUGAUAGUUAUCCCCUACUACAGUCAUUGGACUUUUCGGAUAACAAAGUUGUCUCUGUAGAAGAUGAUUCGCUGGGUAGACUGGAGAUGCUAUUAUUCUUAAAUAUUAACAAGAACCUUCUGACGACUGUGCCCAGAUCGUUACCAGAUGAAUUGAAAUAUCUUUCUAUCAAUAAUAAUCAAAUAAAAAAUCUGACAAUUCCUGAUUUGAAAAAUUUACCUAACUUAAGGAUAUUAUUGUUGCAAAAUAACGAUAUUCAUUAUAUCCAAGACCACGUAUUUGACGACCUGCUGUCGUUAGAAAUGCUGGAUCUGUCAAGCAAUCCGAUACAAACAUUGUCGUGGAGUACGUUUGACGGACCGCUGUCUCUGCGAGAUUUAAGACUGUGUUACUUAAACUUAUCGGUGCCAGAACGAGAUGGCUCGUUUCCAAUGUCGUCGCCAGAAAGCGUUCAGAUGUUACAUCUCCAGUCCAGUCCCGGGCUGGCCAGACAGCUACUGGCUGACUCGGCGGCACUCGCCGCAUUUUCUCAUUUACAAUAUCUAGACUUGAGAAUGAAUAAUUUGUCAGAAAUCAGGAAUGAUUUGUUAUUUUACUUGGCACAACUGAAAACUUUGAGAUUACACGGCAACAAUAUAAAUUGUAGCGCUGAGUUAUGGCUCAAAGAUUGGAUGAACUGGAACAAGAGUUUGUCCAGUAGUGAAACUUGUUAUUACUCUACUUCUGAAGCCAAAGUGGAGAUAACUAAAUAUAACUGUACAUUCCCGGAAACGUUCACUAUAAGUGACAGCCUCCCGCCCGUCAACUUGUAUAGUACAGAAAUGAUAAACAAGUUAUUAAGGUACUACGGGUACUUGAAUAAUAAAACUGAAAAACCAUAUAAACAUACGAGUACUAAGAACAAAUAUGACUACACAAAUAUGAAAUCUUCACAAUCAAAGAAUAUGACAAAGAACAACCUAGAUAAAAGAGACAAUUUGUCUGAAUUAGUCAAGGAGAAUUAUAAGGGGACUGAAAGAAGCGAAAACAAAAUCCCCAUGAAUGAUUAUAUGAAUGAAUCAACAAUUGUGAAAGCACGUGAAUCAUCAAAAAUAUUAGAUCAAAAUAAGCUUCAGAAUGACCAACUAAACAUUGAUCACAGAUUUUUAGACAUAGAACCGUUUUCCUCUGUAUCGACUCGAAAUUAUAAAAAAGACAUGAAAGACGAUGACAGCCAUGUUUAUAUAAGGAAUAGAUCUGGGAAACGUUUGAACACGCCUCUCAACGUUACAAAGAAAACAGAAAAUAUUGUCAUUGAAUCUAAAUCUAGCGCCGGUUUUAGUAAGAAUUUGGGCAGACCAGAAAACGUGACUGUACCCGAAAUGGAGGCUUCUCACCCAAAGUAUAAGAUUGAAUAUUCACCGUAUCAGUCAGCUGAUAAGAGUUACGCUCAGUAUAUAGGUACAGUAGCAGUCUGUGGACUAAUAGUGAUGUCUUUGAUAUUAUGGGUGAGUUUUCGCCUCAGAUACAGAAGAAGAAACGUGUCCGUCGUGAACGCAGAGGCCGAGGACCAAAUAGAGGUGUCGAAUAUCUCGGGAGGGGUGUUAUGGUGACACCUGCGGGCAGCCGACCCCACGCCCUUCGAAUACGAUUCUCUCCUUACGUAGAACUAAUGCAAUUUCGAAGCGGUCGGCUGCACGAGGUAUGGACGGCGUUUUGUGAUAUAAUUGGACGUACAUAUUUUUUUAUGAAAUAAGUACAAAUAGAUUGGUUAACAUUGCAGCGGGGCUAUGAAUUGUUUGGACAAUGUAAAUAAACUGUUUUGUUGACUUAUGGUGAUCGUAGGUUAAUAGCCCUAUUUUUAUGUAAAGUCGUCGUAGAAUCGUGAUUUUAAUUUAGAUACCUAACCUAGCUGACUUCAUCUACUACGCCGUACUUAAGGGCUUUUUGUGGUUAGGCUACAACAUACUGUACAUAAUUAUGGUAUAACGCAAUACGUAAUGUUAAAUCACCAUAUCGGUAAUAACAUACGUGGGUACGAUGAAUGGUUAUGACUUUGAGGCCGAAAAUGUAUUGCGCAAAAUAUCGUGAAAGCAGAUCAUGUCUUCCCUGUAAACCUUGUAAUUAUAACGUUGUAAACAAUUUAUUGCGUAACGAGCUCUACUCAAGUGCCAAAGUAUAUUAUUUCAUACUAAAACUUAGACUUGUAUCUUGACAAUCAUUACGAUUAGCACACAAGUAUACUGUAAUGUUUUAUGUUGUUUUGCUCUUUCUGUGAUUGGGUAUGUAAUGUUAGGUGCCAUUUUUAAUAAUAAUACAGAUAAUAUCGGAGAAAGGAACAAAUAAGAUCUGUGGGUUGUAUAAAUAUUGGUUCUUAUGCGUGAAUUGAACCCGAAAUUAAUAUAAAGGUCAAAUGUCUUUACGAUAAGUUAUUGAUUUUAAUUAAAUGUAUCUUUUCCUUUAAUAAAAAUUGCAAUAUUAGACUUUCUUCAAACAAAGUAACGCACAUCCUUUGUUUAUUUUGUCACAACAAUGAUAAAUAGACUGAGUGCGUAGUAUGAUUUCUCUCAGUACCUUUUACUUUUGCUUACUGUAACAUGAAAAGGAACACUACAUAAUAAACCAAAGAUUACAUAUACACAGUUUUUUGAAAAAAAAGGUAAUUUAAAAAACUAAA